AUGAGCCUCAGUCGCUCCCAGGCGGCGCUGGAGGCCAAGCGGUCGCCGAAGAGCCGGCAGGAGGUGGCGGUGGGGCCGGACCCCGAGCCCGAGUCGGAGGCGCUGGACGCGGCAAGCCCCGCGUCCCGGGAGCCUGCGGCGUUGGCUCAGGGACAGGAAUGGCCAGAGAGCUCACCUUCGGGGCAGGCCUCGGAGCAGGCCUCGGAGCAACGACCGUCGAUCGAGCUGGAGAACCAGCCGACGCUGCAGGAUGAGCCGUCGCGGGAGUCAGGGAAGAGAGACCUGUCCCUGGGGGAGCCGGAAAUCCAGACGCCCCACACCUUCGGGCAGCUGGGCUGGGUGGCGGGUGAGCACCCCUGGCUCUUCCUGCUGGUGCCUGUGCUGCUGACGCUCGGCAGCGUGGCGCUCGGCAGCGGCCUGCUCUACCUGCCAGGGGAUGAAAAGGAAGACCUCGAGGAGCAGUACACCCCGAAGGGCCCCGCCAAGGCCGAGUGGUGGUUUGUGCAGGCUCACUUCACCACCAAUGACUCCUACUGCUUCUCCGCCACCAGGAGGAGCGCCGAGGCCAGUUUCGCCUCCAUCCUGGUGGUCGGCACGGCCGACUGGCUGCUGGAGGAAGCCACCUUUACAGAAGUGAGUAAACUGGAUGACACAGUGCAGUCUCUGUCUGUGGGACAGGUUAAUGGCACCCAGAUCCCGUACACACAGGUGUGCAUCAAGUACAAGGACCUCUGCGUGCCCCCCCAACCUCUCCUGUACACUUGGCAGAAGAACAGGAGGCUCGACCUGAGAAACGUCACCUUCCCCAUCUUCCACCACGAAGGCCACCCCAUCUACCUGACAGGCUUCUUCAGAGGAAACACCCUGGGGAAGAGCCUGAACCAAUUCAACAACAUUAAGAACCGUCUGAACUUGAAGAAAAUCAAGGUGGUCCGCUUUACAUCACUUUCUAGACAACUGGAAUUUGUGGCAACUUCUAAGACAGUGAUCCCUUUGUUUCACUUGGCAUACAUUCCAAUCACACUGUUUUCAAUCACAUCAUGCUACAGGUUGGACUGUGUACGAAACAAAAUAUGGGUUGCAGUCUUUGGAGUGAUUUCUGCUUUCUUGGCAGUGGUGAGUGGCUUUGGCCUGCUGUUGCACAUCGGGGUGCCAUUUGUGAUCACAGUUGCAAAUUCGCCAUUUCUUAUUCUAGGUGUUGGAGUCGAUGAGUUUAUCAUGAUUUCUACCUGGCAGAAGACCAGCCUCGUGGAAAGCAUACGACGGCGGAUGUCCAAUGUCUAUUCAAAGGUGGCAGUGUCCAUUACAAUCACCUCCAUCACCAACAUCCUGGCCUUCUAUACAGGGGUUAUGAGCUCUUUCAGGUCCGUACAAUACUUUUGCAUCUAUACAGGAACAACCCUGUUCUUUUGUUAUAUUUAUAACAUCACUUGUUUUGGAGGAUUUAUGGCCCUGGAUGGUAAAAGAGUAGUAGUCUGCCUACGCCAGUUGAAAAAGCCAGAGACUCCUGACCAAAAAGAUUCCUUAUUGAAAAAGUUCUUUCCCAUUGGUUCUACUGUAGAUGAACAGGGAACUGAUGUCCAUCCAAUGAAUAUAUUCUUUAGAGACUAUUUUGGUCCUUUUCUCACAAAUACUCGGUCCAAGUUUUUUGUAGUGAUGAUAUACAUUUUGUACCUUGUCAGUAGUAUAUACGGGUGUUUCCGAGUGCAGGAAGGUUUAGACCUUCGAAAUCUGGCAAGUGACGAUUCCUACAUUACACCAUAUUUUAAUAUAGAGGAAGAGUAUUUUUCAGACUAUGGUCCCAGGGUUAUGGUUGUCAUUACUAAAAGUAUUGACUACUGGGAUGAAGAAGUUAGGCAAAAACUGGAAAAAUGUAUAAAAGAUUUUGAAAAAAAUGACUAUGUAGAUGCAAAUCUUACGGAGUUUUGGUUACAAGCGUAUGUGCAAUAUAUGAAACGUAGCGGACAAGAUCCUAAUGAUAAGAAUGCUUUUAUGAAUGGUAUUUCUGGUUUUGAAAACUAUUUUCCAGCUUUUAUUCAUGAUAUUAAUAUUUCAUCAUCAAAUGAAAUCAUUUCUUCCCAGGGCUUCAUUCAGACUGUGCAUGUUUCUUCCUCAAUCAGUAAGAAGACAAUGUUAUUCCAAUUAUGAAGCAUAGCCGAAAAGUGUGAAAUUCCCCUACUAGUGUAUAACCCGGCAUUCAUAUAUUUUGAUCAGUUUGCCGCAGUAUUAGAAAAUACUGUUCGAAAUGUCAUGGUUGCAUCAGCA
This is a messenger RNA of Lemur catta (Ring-tailed lemur), 2265 nucleotides long. Its product is annotated as patched domain-containing protein 3-like. The record is from RefSeq and is a predicted model, not a curated record. Gene Ontology annotation, cellular component: membrane. NCBI's taxonomy places the organism in Eukaryota, Metazoa, Chordata, Mammalia, Primates, Lemuridae.